AUGGCUAUCACCGAGGAUAACACCAGGGCUAUCACUGUGAAUAACACCAUGGCUAUCACUGGGAAUAACACCAUGGCUAUCACUGGGAAUAACACCAUGGCUAUCGCCGGGGAUAACACCAUGGCUAUCACUGGGGAUAACACCAUGGCUAUCACUGGGAAUAACACCAUGGCUAUCACUGGGGAUAACACUAUGGCUAUCACUGGGGAUUACACCAUGGCUUUCACCGGGGAUAACACAAUGGCUAUCACCGGGGAUAACACCAGGGCUAUCACCGAGGAUAACACCAUGGCUUUCACCGGAGAUAACACAAUGGCUAUCACCGAGGAUAACACAAUGGCUAUCACCGAGGAUAACACAAUGGCUAUCACCGAGGAUAACACCAGGGCUAUCACUAGGAAUAACACCAAUAUAUCACCGAAAAUAACACCAAUGUAUCACCGCAGAUAA
This is a messenger RNA of Procambarus clarkii (red swamp crayfish), 450 nucleotides long. NCBI's taxonomy places the organism in Eukaryota, Metazoa, Arthropoda, Malacostraca, Decapoda, Cambaridae. The record is from RefSeq and is a predicted model, not a curated record.